Molecule: messenger RNA, 1896 nt
Organism: Magallana angulata
Lineage: Eukaryota; Metazoa; Mollusca; Bivalvia; Ostreida; Ostreidae
Product: neuronal acetylcholine receptor subunit alpha-7-like
Exons: 6
Coding region: 174-1541 (455 amino acids)
Biological process (GO): monoatomic ion transmembrane transport; chemical synaptic transmission; regulation of membrane potential
Cellular component (GO): synapse; neuron projection; membrane
Molecular function (GO): transmembrane signaling receptor activity; neurotransmitter receptor activity; extracellular ligand-gated monoatomic ion channel activity
Source: RefSeq, a predicted model, not a curated record
CAAGCUGCAUUACAAACAUUCAAACGUUGUUUGAAAUACAUUUUCUUUCAAUGUACCUAAUUGGUAUUUUUUUGUCAUUGCUCUGAGGGGGAGAGAUCUUAGCGCGCAAUCGAUUGGCGCGCGUAACGAGCCCUCCGAUUUGACCAAACUUCUUAUUUGUGUCGGUGUUCAAGAUGUGGAGGGCUUAUAGAGUGUGGAAUCUAAUCAUAAUUAUCAUUGGAUACCAUGUCUGUUGGUGCUCGGGCUCCUCGUCUGAUGACAUCGUCAAUCUUCACGACUCUCUGUUCAAGAAUUACAAAAACAACGUCCGGCCCGUCAGGAACCAACACCACGCCGUCCACGUCAACAUCUCGUUCAAUAUUAUCAUGAUCCACGACCUGGAUCUGAAGAAUCAAGUAUUGACGACAAACGCCUGGCUAAGAAUUGCGUGGAGAGAUGAAUUCUUGACUUGGAAUGCCUCUGAUUUCCAUAAUGUCACAGAAAUUCUGGUGUCCAGGGGUGAAGUCUGGACUCCCGACCUUCUCGUAGAAAAUACAGCUUUUGGUUACCGAGAACUUGGAAUCGACAAGAUGUUACUAAAUUUAGAUCACGAGGGGCAAAUAAUAUGGGAGCCCGGACUUAUCACGCAAACAAUAUGUGAAGUGAAUAUAGCAAAGUAUCCAUUCGACAGUCAACAUUGUUCGAUUCGUGUGAUGUCUUGGAUGCACACCAACCGUUCCCUACAAGUGUCUGUAGCCAGCAACUCCAUAGAUACGACGAACUAUUACCCUAACGGAGAGUGGGAUCUUGUUAACACGUGCGUCAGGGCGUUUUCCCCAGAGGACGGAAGCUACAACGUUGGAGAGAUCCUUCCAGGCGCCGAGGCUAUCAUAGAAUUAAGGAGACGUCCCGUAUACUAUAUUAUCUCCACUAUUCUCCCUAUCUCGAUGCUGUCACUGCUGAACGUUUUGGUGUUCAUGCUUCCGACCAAUACAGGGGAGAAGAUGACACUAGCUGUGACUGUAUUGUUGUCUUUCACUGUCUUUAUGAGUGUCGUCAAUGAAGUUAUGCCCAAAACUUCCAACAGUGUUUCCAUCCUAGCUGUCUAUCUGACUAUCCUGUUGACCAUGAGUGGACUGUCCGUGGCAUCUACGGUACUGGUCCUACACUUUCAUCAUCACGCUGAUAUGAACGCAUCACCGAGUCACCUGAUGAACGAUGUUCGAAAUUCCCGCGUUUACAAGACACAACGAUCCCAUAGCAUCAACAACAAUAGAUGUCGCAAAGGGUCGGGAAUAGGGAAGAGUGAAGCCAUACCUUCCACGGAAAAACUGCUGGAAGAUUAUAUGGAAGUUGAAGAUUCCGAGGACCAAGCCAGGUCAGAGAUCAAUGUCUGUUGUCGCAAACUUCGAACAAAGUUGGAAAAUUGGCAAAAGCGCCGGAAACGUCGAGUUCUUGGAAGAGAAUUCGCUGAGAAGCUGGAUAGAGCGCUCUUCUGUACGGUGACAGUGCUGACUUUGGGUUCUACUGUUAUUGUGAUGAUUUUGUUGAUCUAUUGGUAAUGAUCGACUAAUGAUCGACUAUCGCCAAUCUUGGUGUUUUGUUCACUUUAUAUUGGAGAAACUUUGCGAAAGAAAUUCAAGUGUUCUUUAUUUGACAGAAGUCAUUUAAUAUUCAAAUUCCAGUCAAUAUACAUAUGUACCCACACUUUCUAUAAACAUAAUUCAGGUAAAUUGUGGUUACCUUGUCUGCCAAUCUAUCUACUUCUCUAUCUGUCUGUCUGUCUGUCCGUCCGUCCGCCUACCAGUCUGUCGCAUCAUUUUGUUCCUUCCAUACUUGUAAGUUGUAGCUGAAUCGUCUUUGGAAUAUAGUUGCAUACAUCUUUAUGUAUAAAAUUAAAAGCUCUCAGAAAUUAUA